AUGGAGGUGAUCUUCAUGAACUGGGUCAAAAGCUAUAGGACCAUCCCUGAAGGCGAGCCGUUUCCGCCAACACAGAUACCACGCCGCAUUCCCAGGGCUUACUCUACCCGUUAUCGACACGCGGCGCUAUUGAGGGAAUCGGUUGCAGCAAGAGACCGUCCAGUAUGCUUGGAGUCUGUACGUCGUGCCGUUGAGGACCUCUACCAGGCGCUACUACACAAGACUGGGAAUUACUUUCACUACUUGCACAUAGCCAUCGAAAUGAUUGAGGAGAUGUACCACUGCGGCAAGGAAUCCUCGCCCUACAUUGGGGGUGCUGAUUAG
Fusarium odoratissimum NRRL 54006 is the source of this 324-nucleotide messenger RNA. RefSeq lists its product as uncharacterized. Lineage: Eukaryota; Fungi; Ascomycota; Sordariomycetes; Hypocreales; Nectriaceae. The coding region runs from base 1 to 324 and encodes 107 amino acids. The record is from RefSeq and is a predicted model, not a curated record. The transcript has 3 exons.